Messenger RNA from Botrytis porri, 1755 nucleotides. RefSeq lists its product as uncharacterized. The transcript is spliced from 3 exons. The record is from RefSeq and is a predicted model, not a curated record. Bases 1 to 1755 code for a protein of 584 amino acids. NCBI's taxonomy places the organism in Eukaryota, Fungi, Ascomycota, Leotiomycetes, Helotiales, Sclerotiniaceae.
AUGGGUAAUAGUCAAUCACAACAAGCUACAACAGCGCCGUCGCUGGCAAUGAUGGCUCAAUCUACGGCAAGAAUUUCUUCCUCGCGGCCGAUGACCAUGAGUGCUAUAGCGUCGCCCAUACCAGCCGUCUCCCCUACAUCCCCUAAUGGAACAUUCACACAGUCGACAUCUUCAAUAUCGGUUUCUACAGAGCAGAUAAUGUCAGCAAUUACACAAGCUGCAGCUCCAGCUGCAGCUCAAGCGCAAGGAACAGUAACAGUCGAGAUUACCACAACACAGUCUGCUGCUCCAGCAGCAGUUGAGCCUCAAGCAACGACAACGAUAGAAAUAACCACAACCGAAACCGUCACCGCACAAUCACAAAUGGCUCCCUCAAGCAUACCAAGCGAGCCCGCCACCUCCAGCACCAACACAGAUAAAGGAACUACAGGAACCGCCAAACAAGCAGGGCUAAACUCGCCCACUGAAGACAAACCAUCUCCGGCCCUGCAGGCCGCACAACUAGAUCCUACAAUACCAUCAAUUACCCAACCAAAAGUCGGACCUUUCUCGCCCGUCGCAGCAGUCCUCGGAGGAAUCCCGAAUAAAAACGUCGAUGUACCGAUUACAGUUGUGUUUCUGAUUUUGUUUAUUGUGGGAGCUGCUUCACAUUUCAUUAGACAUGAAAUUAACUCAAAGAGGGGUCAUAAGUUUGUUAUCUCAGAUAUGAUUUUUGAUUUUUGUAUGGUCAGGAAUGUAACUUGCAUCAUGAGAAUUGUGUGGGCGUUUCGUCCGGAGAACAAUAGUAUUGUUGUUGCGGCCUUGAUUUUUGAAAAUGCUGGAGUUGUCGUCCUCUUCGCCGUAAACGUAAUUUUCACCCAGCGAAUCCUCCGCGCUACCCAUCCAAAUAUCGGCUGGAAUCCCAUCGUCUCGAAAGCUUUCCUCGCCAUUUUGAUAUCAGUCCCCUUUAUCAUAUUCUGGAACAUCAUCUCUCUCACUAUCAGUUUUUUCACGCUCAAUCCUCGCUCUCUUGAAACAACGAAGAAUCUCCUGUUAUUCGGUUCAUGCUGGACACUUUUUCUUUCGCUCUUCCCAGCCAUCUUCGUUACUCUUGCUACCGCAAUUCCAUCUUCUACUCCUGUUGAGAAAUUCGGCGCCGGGAGAUUCAGAAUGAAGCCCAUAAUUCUGAUGUUAGCUACAGCACUUCUAGUCACUGGUGCAAUUACACGUCUUCUCGGAGCUGUGAUUGAGAAACCACUUAGUGCACCUAGUCAUCUAUUCAGCAAACCUGUUUUCUAUACCACUGGAUUUAUGCUUGAGAUUAUAGUUGUAUAUGGAUAUUUAUUUCUACGCGUGGAUUUGAGAUUCUGGGUUCCGAAUGGAAAGGGUAGUCCUAUUGCUGCAGGAAGCGCAGGAGCAUAUACAGUGAAAUCUGAGGAUGAUGAAGAGAAACUUGUGGAUGGAUUGGGAGAUGGAAGAGAACCACGCGCGCCCUCAAGUCUUUAUGAGAAAUUGUAUGGGAAUGUGGUGAUUGGAUUGGAUACCAAUGUUCCUGUUUCUUCGGCCGAGAAGGUUUCGGCUGCAAUUGCGGAUUUGAGUAUGAGUACUCGGGGAGAGAUUUUCGGAACGCAGGUGCAGAGUCCAAGUGAGGAUGUUGUGUUGUAUGCUUUUAGGGUUGGGGGAUCUGAAGAUGGAAUGCCUAUGAGACCACCGCGUGCUAUUUCGUGGGCGGAAAAAUCAGGUGGUAGGGGAAAUAAUGUUGAAGAGUUUAUGUGA